Messenger RNA from Magnolia sinica, 1085 nucleotides. Its product is annotated as NDR1/HIN1-like protein 1. The coding region runs from base 2 to 940 and encodes 312 amino acids. NCBI's taxonomy places the organism in Eukaryota, Viridiplantae, Streptophyta, Magnoliopsida, Magnoliales, Magnoliaceae. The transcript has a single exon. The record is from RefSeq and is a predicted model, not a curated record. Gene Ontology annotation, biological process: defense response to other organism.
GAUGGCCUAUUUAUGGUGGAGUCCACCUGUCCAAGGGCUGGGAUUAAAGGAUAACGAAGCAAGGCCACCAGGCUUCUAUGUUAAAACCACUUUACAAAGGCCUAAUUCCAUUCUUUCUUCCAAGUGUCGCAAUAGAUUCUCUUCUUCUUGGCUUUUUCCUCCUUCAUUUUCCCACCACCACCACCUCCAUCACCACCCAACUUCUCUUUUUGAAAACACCUUUUCCUCUUUCUUCCUCUCUCUUCCAUAUAAAAACCUCUUACCGUCUCCUUCCAUGGCUGAAGAAAACCAAACCCAAACGAAAAUGACUGGAGACAACAAAACCCAACACCCCAAAACCAAAGACAUGGCACCCAUGUAUUCCCCCAGCGACACUCGCCGCAUCAUCUGUGCUGCUCUCGGCAUCCUCUUCCUCCUCGCUGGUGUAACAACCCUCGUCCUCUGGCUUGUCUACCGCCCAUCGAAGCCGCACUUCAACGUUGUCGGCGCCGCCAUCUAUGACAUGAACACCACAUCCACAUCGAUGAUCUCCACCACCAUGCAAUUCACGAUAACCGUCAGUAACCCCAACAAACGGACUUCAGCAUAUUAUGACAGACUGACGGCAUUCGUAUCAUACCGGAACCAGGCAAUUACGACGCCGGUGCCACUUCCGACCUUGUACCAGGAGCCGGAGAGCACUGUGGCACUGUCACCGAUGAUGGGGGGAGUGAUGGUGCCGGUGUCGAGGGAGGUUUCGGGGGGAUUGACGGUGGAUGAGGCAUAUGGAGUGAUGGGACUGAGGUUGGUGGUGUUGGGACGGGUGAGAUGGAAAGCUGGGCCAUUUAAGAGUGGGCAUUAUGGGAUGUAUGUGAAAUGUGAUAUGUUGGUGGGGUUGAAGAAGGGGUUUGUGGGACAGGUGCCUUUGCUUGGGUCUCCUGAUUGUAGUGUUGAUCUUUGAGAUUUGUCAGGUUUUCUCUCUCUCUCUCUCUCUCUGUUUUUUUUUUUUUUUUCGUUGGUGUUUGUUUCGUAGAUGGGUUGUGUAGGACUUUGUAUACCAUCCCAUGAAAGAAUGAAAGAAAGAAAGGUAGAAGGAAAGUUUAGUA